This is a messenger RNA of Striga hermonthica, 2232 nucleotides long. NCBI's taxonomy places the organism in Eukaryota, Viridiplantae, Streptophyta, Magnoliopsida, Lamiales, Orobanchaceae. The record is from the annotation of a GenBank genome assembly.
AUGGAUGAAAAAUCAAGCCAGAAAGCACCUCUGCUAUCAAGAAAAGCUGAUGAAGUCACAACUACUUAUCCCCAGAAAAAACCUUUCUUGUUAUCAUCAGCAAAAUGGGCUCUCAGAGUUGCAAUGUGGGCGGUUUUCAUGGCAUGGAUGGCUUCUGUUUUUCUCUAUCCUUCGGAUUCUUUCAACACUUCCUAUCUCAAAUGGGCUCGAUUCACUGAGGGAACUCUGUUUGGGAUCGCCGGAACUAUAUUCUUAACUUACAGUGCCCCCGUGAUUCUCAUUGCAUUUCUUGCCACUCCUUAUAUGGUUCUACGUGGCAAUGAGGAAUUUCAUGUCAAUAAGAAGAAUUCGAGAUAUGCGCGCUUUCGGCUAUGGACAUUCCCGGUUCUUGUGGGUGGACCUUUUGGAGUCGUCUCGGCUGCUGAGUUGAUCUGGAUCGUCAUAGCUACCGCGUAUGUGCUGUGGGCAUUUGCGGCUUUAACCGUCAAGAACCGUGAAAUCUUAUCAUGGUUUCAACUUCCAUCGAAAGAGUGGAGUCUUUUGAUGCUAGAACUAACAGGUCUGCGGUUGGGGAUGAUUGGACUAUUUUGCUUGGCAUUUUUAUUCUUGCCCAUUUCCAGAGGAUCCAUUCUCCUCCGGCUUAUAGAUAUUCCUUUCGAGCAUGCCACGAGAUAUCAUGUUUGGCUUGGACAUCUCACUAUGCUGUUGUUUACACUCCACGGCCUUCUCUUUGUGAUCCCAUGGGCUAUACAGGGCUGCCUCAUCUCCAAACUGCUAGAGUGGAAAAACAUAGGUAUUGCCAAUCUUCCAGGAGUUAUAAGCCUUGUGGCCGGUCUGCUGAUGUGGGUCACCUCACUUCCGGGCGUGAGGAGGAUGAAUUUCGAGCUGUUUUUCUAUACGCAUCAACUGUACAUAGUCUUUGUCGUCUCUUUGGCGCUGCACGUUGGUGAUUUCAUCUUCUGUUUCGCUGCGGGAGGAAUAUUUCUUUUUAUGCUCGAUCGUUUUCUUAGAUUCUUUCAGUCCCGAAGGACAGUUGAUAUACUCUCGGCUAGGUGCUUCCCAUGUGGGACUCUGGAGCUGGUCCUUUGCAAACCUGCCAACCUGCACUAUAAUGCUCUGAGUUGGAUUUUUCUACAAGUACGUGAAUUAUCUUGGCUUCAGUGGCAUCCGUUUAGUGUUUCUUCAAGUCCUCUCGACGGUAGACAUCAUAUAGCGGUCCUCAUAAAAGUUCUUGGAGAUUGGACUCAGAAAUUGGAGAGACGUAUCUCGAGUCUCUCUGAGAUUGAAGCUCAGACACAACAACUGCUGCAAACGAAUUUCGGAAUAACGGCUUCUGUGGAGGGUCCUUAUGGUCAUGAAUCGUCUUACCACUUGAUGUACGAGAACCUCAUUCUAGUCGCGGGUGGCAUUGGGAUUUCACCUUUCCUGGCUAUCCUAAGCGAUGUUCUACACCGAAUUAAUGAUGGCAAACCUUGUCGGCCGAAAAAUAUACUGAUAAUAUGGGCUAUCAAGACGGCAGACGAGCUUCCUCUUCUUAAUACGGUGGACAUCAACUCUAUCUGUCCAACGUUCUCAGAGACGCUCAACCUUGAAAUUCAAACUUACAUCACUCGACAAUCAGAACCCACCCUGGAAGAGGGUAAAGCAAUAGAGCCGGUUAGCUCGACUGUUUUCCCAGCCUACAAGAAGAAACAUGGAAUGUCUGUGUUGGUUGGCACGGGAAACAUAAUAUGGUCCGGGAUGUACGUAAUUGUAUCUACUUUGGGAUUGGGAAUUAAUGUGGCUUUAUUAAAUGUCUUUUAUGUAAAUCCAUAUGGAGUGGAAUAUUGGUGGUACAAGGGGCUUUUGUUCAUGGCGUGCAUGGUCGUGAGUGUGCUCGUUUUUGGGGGUUUGGUGAUUCUUUUGUGGCAUUUAUGGGAAAAACGAACCUCGGAUUACGAUUUUGAGGACACAAAAGAAGAUGGGUUCGUUCAACCAAAUGAGCCAAAGAUGGAGAAGAGUUCGACUGGCAAGGAGCAAUGUGUUACCACCAUUCGGUACGGUCAGAGGCCAGAUUUUGGAGGAAUAUUCGAAUCGAUGUCUGAUAGAUUGGGGAACGUUGAUAUCGGCGUCAUACUAUGUGGGCCACCGGCUCUUCAGACAAGUGUUGCUAAAGAAUGCAGAAAACAGAAUCUCCGGCGACGUGGGAAUCGGGCCAUAUUCCAUUUCAACAGCCAUAGCUUUGAUCUGUAA